CUGCGAUAAACCAGGCAGUGCGAGGAGUACAUUGCCAACUCUUGUCCUUGCCACGAUAACAAAACUCGAACGUUAAGUCCUGAACUAGGACUUUCAGCGGCGUCUCAGUUUUCGCCCUCUCUCCGCCAUGGACACAACAUCAGUGACUUUCAGGCUCCUGCUGGUGGUUGGAAGUGCAAGCUUGGGCAGUUGCCUAGGGGAUCAGUGCUCUGUAGUACACUAUCUGGCAGCUGGGGAAAUGCGAUCUUUCCCCUUUCGGUCUGGCAGUCAGUUCAUAGACAACCUGCACUGCAUCUUCAGCUUCUCAGCACCCAUGGAUCAUCAUCUGACAAUCACAGUGUCUGACCUUGAUAUGGCACCACCCUCAACUGAUAUGAAUGGCAAGACUUCAUGUGUCAACGAUGUGCUCACCAUCUAUGACCUGACUGGUGGACAGUUACAAGCCAUUGGCAGCUGUUGCGGAAACAAUGCUACUGUGAAUCCAAAGUUUGUCCUGUCUUCAAAUGUUGCUGUGGUGAGCUUUGUCUCUAAUGAGAGCUCUACACCACGCAGGUUCACUUUAACACUGGGAGUUGUACAGCAAAUGCAGCAAGUGCAGCAGAAUGGAUCUACUUCUGAAGGACAGAAAGAAGUGGAGACAGGAACAGAAGAAGGACAAGGAAAUGGAGAAGAAGGAGAAGGAAAUGCUGAAGAAGAAGGAACAGGAGAAGAGGAGACCACAACAGAGACUGGUGAAGGAGAAGAGGAGACUGUGACAGAGACUGGAAAUGGAGAAGGGGAGGAAGAAAGUGAAGAAGGGGAAGGGGAAGGGGAAGAGGAAGGGGAAGGGGAGGGCAAUGAGGGUGAGGAAGCAACUGGUGAGAGUCAGAGGAGGGGCAAAGCUGUGCCAAAGAGCUCAGCCGUAGCUCCAGGUCAAGGGUCAGUCAAUGCUUCAAUUCAGCAAAGAGCCACAAGAAAAGCCAGUAAGCAACAAGAUGUGAGGUGGAAUGCCACAGAUAAACUUAGACAGAAAAGAAUCAAGCAUAAGAAGCGCCAAACAGUACAUACAAAGUAA
Molecule: messenger RNA, 1054 nt
Organism: Schistocerca serialis cubense
Lineage: Eukaryota; Metazoa; Arthropoda; Insecta; Orthoptera; Acrididae
Product: neurofilament medium polypeptide-like
Exons: 3
Coding region: 128-1054 (308 amino acids)
Source: RefSeq, a predicted model, not a curated record